AUGAACAAAAAUGAAGGAAUAAAAAAAACAAUUAAAGAUGAUGAGGAAGAUAAUGAUGAUGAUAUAGAAUUUGUUGGUUUACAUCGUAUUGGAGAUGAUAAUAAUAAUACAAGUACCAAUGAUAUGACAAAAAGUUAUGAUGCAUCAGAUGGAGGUGUAUUUUUAGAUGACUUAUCACACUCAGAUAUUCAAUUCAAUGAUCAACAAAGACACGAUUCAGAUUCAGAAUUACAAGUUCAAAAUUUAUUAAAUGAAAGAGAACAACACCACCAACAACAAGACAAUGAUUUUGGCGAUAGGAUGCUUGAUGAUGAUAUUGAUGAAAACAAUGAUAGACAAGAAAUAAUUGAUUCAAAUAAUAUUUAUCAUUCAAAUUUAAAAGCAUAUAAUCAUAGUGAAAAUAUUAAAUUACCAACAUUUAGUGGCAGUAGUAAUAAUAGUAAUAAUAGUAAUAAUAAUAAUAAUAAUAAAAACAAUGAUGUAGAUUAUGAUAUUGAUGGUGAUCCUAUUCCAAGCAUUGAAGGAAUUAAUAAAAUUAAUAAAUUAGGAAUUGCAGAUGAUCUUAAUAAUUAUGGUUUAGAUGAUUAUGUUGAAAAUAUGGAUGUUCCUCCUCCUUCCUCUUCUUUUAAAAAUAAAACUACAACUACAGCAACCACUACAACUACAACUUCUAUUUCGAGUCAAAAUGAUAAUUAUCAAAUAAUAGAUAGUAAAUAUGAUCCUAAAACUACAAAUUUAUUUAAUACUCCUAUUGCAUUAAAUAAAAUUAUGAUUUUCAUUAAAGGCGUUGUAAUGUAUAGAUGUAGAUUUAUACAAUCAACUUUAUCAAAACCAAUUGAUUUAAAAAAUGAAUCUCAACAAAAAAGGGUUCAAGAGUUAGCAUUCGUUUUAUUGGAGCAAAAAGGAAAUAUUCAAUUUAUAAAACAUGAUAGAUUCAUCCUUUCAUUAAGAAUUCAUUCAAAAAAUUCAUACAAUGAUAAAUUUAUAAUUUCAAAUCAAAGAGAUGAACCUAUGAAAUUUUGUAGAAAUAAAUUCACCUUUAUAAUACAACGUUUGUGA
Messenger RNA from Dictyostelium discoideum AX4, 1059 nucleotides. RefSeq lists its product as hypothetical. Bases 1 to 1059 code for a protein of 352 amino acids. NCBI's taxonomy places the organism in Eukaryota, Evosea, Eumycetozoa, Dictyosteliales, Dictyosteliaceae. The record is from RefSeq and is a predicted model, not a curated record. The transcript has 3 exons.